CGCUGCCGUCCCGGCCGCCGCUGCCGCUUCCCCUGGAGAGGAGUCGCUGAGGAGCCGCCGGCGAAGCGAUGCAGGAAGCCAUUGUGAUCACCGAGCAGCCAGUAUCCGUCUCCGUCCCCUUGGGAUACUCCUUCACCCUGCGGUGCAGAGCCGAGGGACAGACAUUGCUGCAAUACCAAUGGUUUUGUCAGUACCAGUCUGUCUGCAACCAAAUUCCUGGUGCUACCAAGCAAGACUUGCCCAUCACUGCACAACAGACCCAACUCUACACCUGCAGAGUCAACGACCUCUACAAAAAUGCCGUCUUCUCUGAUUGGGUGAAGGUGGAGGUCCAUCACUGUGUUGCCAGAGGACUGCCCCCUUGGCUCUGGCAAGGAGAACCAGUCAUUGUCCUCAACCCCACUGAGCAGAGGGUGGAUGUGGGUAAGCCGCUACAGCUGCAGUGUGCUGCCAUGGGGGUCCCAGCCCCCAGCUACCAGUGGUACCAGAAUGGAAACCUUCUAGAAAACCAGAAGAAAAAAAAACUCUGGGUAAUGUUGUCUUGGGGUAGUUCAGACACUUGGGCUGCUGAGAUCUCCCAUGCAAAGGUCAGUGACUCUGGCACAUACCUCUGCUGUGCCUCCAAUAGCCACGGCGAGCACUGGACCAAUGCAGUGGAUAUUCACGUAGGUACAUGUCACUCUGAAAAGUUUUUUGCUACAGGCAAGAUAGCACUUUUAGUGGGCAACAACCACUACCAGCAUCAUCCCAACCUCAUGGCUCCCGUCAUGGAUGUGUUUGAGCUGAGUCUCCUUCUGGAGCAGCUGGGCUUCCAGGUUGUCUCCCUUCUGGAUCUGAACAAGACUGAGAUGGAGGCAGCAGUCAGUCGGUUCCUGGAGCUCCUGGGAAAAGGAGUCUAUGCUAUAUUCUACUAUGCUGGGCAUGGGUAUGAACAUUUGGGGAGGAACUACAUGGUCCCAGUUGAUGCUCCACAGCCCUAUGCCCCUGAGAACUGCAUCAGCGUGCAGAGGAUCCUCCAGAGGAUGCAGCAGCAGCAGACGGCCCUGAACCUCAUCCUGCUGGACACCUGCAGGAAAUGGUACAACUCUGAGUGUGCCCUUUCACAGGUACAGCCACUAGAACCCUGGGGCAAUACUAUUUAUGGAUAUGCCACGUGUGAAGAUGCAGAAGCCUAUGAGUUGCAGGAUGGGGAGUUCAGCUCUGGGAUCUUCAUGAAAUACCUGAAGAAACACAUUCUGCAAGAGAAGAAGGUUACACACAUGCUGGAGGAUGUGCUAGAAGACAUUGGCCAGGAUCCUUUGGUUACUGGGAAGCAGGUGAUGGAGAUCAAGCAUACUCUGAAGGAAGCCCGGUCCCUGACGGAUCCGAUCUGUCCCUUGGGAGCCCGGGCCGAGCGCUGGGGGCACAGCCAUGAACUGCUGAGCAAGCGGGUGACCUUCCCCUGCGGGGCACGGGUGGAGCUGCGCUUCCACCGACUCUUCUCCAACCUAAUCUGUGUGUGCGCCAAGCUGCAGCACUCCCCAGCCCACAUCGCCGAUACCCGCCUCCUGCUCUGCCGGCCCACCGAGAUGGACAGUGUGGCCAUCCAGAAAGAGAGCCACUGGGACCAAGUCAAGUCUCUGCUCUCCUCUGUGUACAAGCAGGAGGAGCUGGACUGUGUCUUCCAGCUCUGUGGACUACAGAAAAUUCAGACAGAUGUGGUCCUGCAGUUGGAUUUGCAUUACACCCAGCUGAGCACAAAGCAGAGGAUUUGUGAAAGCCUGCAGACAACCCUCCAGAAAUCUCUGCUAGGGCAGUUUUUCAGCCACAUGAAUUACUCACAGCCAAACUACUGGAGACCUCCUGCCUGUGCAGGUGGUGUGUGCCUCCGGGACGCAGUGGCGCUGAGCAUGGAUCUGAAGGGACAAGCAUCAGUGAGGACAGGCUUUGGCCACAGCUUGCCCAGCAGCAACCCCUCCAACUCCAGCAGUGAGCCAGAGGAGAAUGAUGAGAGUGACCUGAACGACCUCUGCUCAGCAUUGCUGCGGGCUGGCCCAAGGCAGGGCUGCCCCUGACCCCAUGGGCUGACAUGCCCAACCUUAGGAGCUAUUUUUAAUAGAGAUAACAGUUAUUUGAGUGCUAAAUAAUGAAUCAAUCAGAGGGAGAAUUCCAGUCUUGGCAACUGCCCUGUC
Neopsephotus bourkii (Bourke's parrot) is the source of this 2171-nucleotide messenger RNA. RefSeq names its product mucosa-associated lymphoid tissue lymphoma translocation protein 1-like. The record is from RefSeq and is a predicted model, not a curated record. Gene Ontology annotation, molecular function: cysteine-type endopeptidase activity. Gene Ontology annotation, biological process: proteolysis. Lineage: Eukaryota; Metazoa; Chordata; Aves; Psittaciformes; Psittacidae. The transcript has 14 exons. Bases 69 to 2054 code for a protein of 661 amino acids.